AUGGGCAAUACCAGAUCACAACCCUGCGGACGAAGCAAAACUCUUUAUUUAUUCUAUCUUAUCCACCGAACAUGGAACGUCGUCAUAGAUCGGAAGGAUCAAGAUCGUUGUGACGAUACCGAUAGAGAAACGGACUUAUCAUCAAAAUGCAGCACUUGCAACGUAUGCGAUUACCGACGGGACAGUCUGAUCUUCGAAAGCGAGUCAGACAUGGCGCCCAAUGCGGAGGAAGAACUGCUGGUUGUGAAACCAUGGGGACCGCAACCAGAAAAGGAACGCUUAAGACCACCCACGUAUAAUGCCGAAGAUUACGCAAUCGCGCUGAGACGAUGGGGAAGACGCCCAUUAGGAACCGUUCAAGACUCUCAAGGUACUUUGCCGUCGACAACCAGUUCGAGUUCCGGUUACGCAUCCGGAAGUGGUGAGAUGACCUUGAGACAAUUCACAUCGGUCAGCGAGCUGUUAAAUAAACUCAGAGCCGAUCUCAGGCUUGCCUUUCCCAGCUUCGUGCAAGAGUUCGCCUCCCCGCCAGCGGACGGAAUGACCCUGUUGCUGGAAACUUUACGCGGCGUUCAAUUGGCUCAAAGUUCACCACCGAAUUCGGGGCAGACCGGACCUAGGGUCGGUACCAGAAGGGCUGCCCUGGACGAAUUGGGGUGCGUGGAAUGUCUGGCCGCAUGCGGCGAACGAUGCGCCGAUGCACCGCGGCUAUUAGUACAGGCGCAACCUGGCCUCCUAGCUCUCGCGGUUUGUCUGACUAGUAGUCUCAACCGGUCCCGAGUUCUGGCUCUUCAGCUCUUAACGAAGGUGUGCCAAGCACCGGGUGGACACGCAGCCGUUUCGGAAGCGGUAUCGACUCUGAGACUCAAAUACGGAGAAGGAGGAAGAUUUCGAUUUUUAGCAGGCGCUCUUUUAGCCCCGAGAGCAGCUAUCGCGUUGAGGGUUGCAGGAGUUUCGUUUCUAAACGCUUUUCUGAAAUCUGCACCUCGCACGCAAACCAAGUUAUACAUUCAGGCUGAGGCCUGCGAAGCUGGCUUAGAGCCGCAGGUACUUCAGGAAUGGCUAAGGGAAUUCGAUGGACGCGAAGAGGAUGCUUUAACUGAUUUACUGCACAAGGAAGUUCAGAAAUGGGCGCACAACUGUGUCGACGUGGACGCUUUGCAGCGAAGAGUGACACGCGCGGAGGAAACCUGCAGGGUACUCAGCAAAAAGGUAUCGCUUUUGCAGAUGCAAUUAGAGAAACGAAAUGACUGUAACUUGGAAGAACGAGAUAAAUCCACGCCGGUGAUUCUCAUUGCUGCUAAAAGCCCGAAAGUAUCCUCGAACGCGGAGGAUGAAGGUAUCAGUUCUUCGGAGAGAUCCAGCAGUCCUGAAGAUACGAAGCAUCAAUCAAGAACCAAUCGACAGAAAGCCUCACCUAUGCAAAGCAACGAUCAGGAAACAACGAUUGAUGACGUGAUCGAGGAACUGAGGAUCAUAGUGAAAGACGCUGAAGAAGAAUUCAGUGAUAAAACUCAGGAACUGAAUCAUCGUGCUAAUAACAAUCAAGAAACUGUCCAUAAUAAAGAAAGGAUAAAACAAGAAUUGGAUAAAAAUAAAUUAUACCGAUCGAAUUCCAAGGUUUCACUGAAUAACUCUGAGAGUUAUAUGUACGACAAAAUACCCAAGAUAGACCAAUAUACGGAUUUGAAGAUGCUAAAAUCGAAUACGGGCUCUAACAUAUUUCAAAAUCAGAUAAAAAGUGAGCAAGUGACCUAUUUUGGCAACGAUCAAGAUUAUAGUACUGAUUCGGAUGGCACGAAGAAAUUAAGUCUUGGGCUGCGCAAAACAUCAAAGUCAUCGAUGGAAGGCAGUGUUAAGAUCGUUGUAAAGGGACCUGACGUGGAAGAGGCGAUAGUACCGGCUAUUCUACAUCCACAACCGCCACGAAGAGCACCGCCGUGCUUAUCAGCCAUCAUGUCCGCCAGGCAUUGCGACUUCGUUGAUCACGCAGAGAUGUACAACUCCCACGACGAGGAAGUCGAGGAAGAAACUCUCGGUGACGGCAGCGAUUCCUUGCUAAGCGCUUCCAAACUCAAAUAUAACAGCAAACAUCAAAUCUAUGACGGACAGAUGAGAAUUAUUAACGAAGAUCACUUGCAGAAACAAAUCAAGAGCGAUACUAUAUUGAUAGGCUCAAAUCGUAUUGAUGUUAAAUUUAGAAAGAGUCUCGAUGAUUUGCAUCACUUCAAAGAUAACGAUAUAAAAGAUAGAAAAACUUUGAGAAAUUACGAGGCUUCGAAAACAAAUUUAAUUACGGAUGUCAGGUCGACUAACAAACAAAUCGAUGGGAUGAUUCAUCGACACAGUUCUAAAUAUAAAAACGAGAUAGAAAAGAGGAAAUAUUUACGUCGCUCCACUAGUCACGAUUACUUCGAGUCGAAUGUGUCCAGUCCACGAUCGGGGAGUAGAGUGGAGUGUCGUAUCAGAAAAUUUGAAAGUUUAAAUUCUUUCGACGAGCAUCGAAGCUUACAGAAUUAUGAGAGAUCAAUCGACUCCGAAAAUCUUGGUAAACAAGAACAGGUGUCACUUCUGACUGAUUCUUCCAGAUUUAAAAUGCGUAGAUCGGAAUCUUUCCAUCACAUCUCCCAUCACGUAUCGAAGAGGGAUCAAUGCUCAUCGAAAGGGGAAAGCGACAGCGGUCUUUUCUACUUCACGGAUUUUAAUCUGAAGCCUGUUGUCACGAGGCGACCGCGGUCGAUCGACGCGCCAAAGUCUCCCAGUUUGAAAACGAAAUCCUUAGACAGGAUUGACGAAGGUCUAGACUCGAUGGUCGACAUUGUUAUUACGCAAGAAAAAAAUCAAUGGAACGGGAAUAAACGUCAGACAAAAGCGAUCAAAUCUCGCACCGAAAAGCAGCCGACAAGAUCAAGAGCAAUCAGAUCUGAUGAUUUUUGUGGUAAUUCUUCAGAAUUUGAUCAACAAGGAAGGCGAGAUAAUCUCGUUUCUAGAAACAGAGACCUGAAGAACGACGAACUGUAUCAUGUUAACAAUAAGCAAUUAAAAAGCGACGAAUUCUACGAGGAACAGAGAACUCGCGAAUGGAAUUAUCAUAACGAGUUAAAUUAUGCAAGAAGCAAGGGCGAAACUAGCUCACCAGAAGAUUCACCGAUAAUAUUAUCAAAAAAUGGCAUAAGACACAAUUCCUUUUGCCACAAGGAUAAAAUUAGUAAUAAGUUUACCAGUAGACCAAACGAAUCAGGAAUUUUUGCUGGGCGAACAUACGAUACAUUUGGUCUUGGAAAGAAUCGUUUUAACGCGGGCAAAUAUUCGGGGAAUCAGCCAAUUAAAGAAAAUCUAAUUAGUCGAAGAAAUACGACAUCUUCGCUGAUUGGGAAACGUGGAAAAGUAACGGACAUUGUCUCCGGUCUUUACUAAACAUGUUUUGAGUAUAAAUUUUAUAUGGAACUCUA
Cyphomyrmex costatus is the source of this 3452-nucleotide messenger RNA. It is a transcript of the gene mwh, whose product is annotated as multiple wing hairs. Gene Ontology annotation, cellular component: cytosol. Gene Ontology annotation, molecular function: small GTPase binding; actin filament binding. The record is from RefSeq and is a predicted model, not a curated record. The transcript is spliced from 7 exons. Bases 1 to 3417 code for a protein of 1138 amino acids. Gene Ontology annotation, biological process: cortical actin cytoskeleton organization; regulation of cell shape; cell migration. Lineage: Eukaryota; Metazoa; Arthropoda; Insecta; Hymenoptera; Formicidae.